GCCCUAAUUAAACUGUUUAUUUAGCCAUAAACACAAAGGAGAGAAUUCUAAUUUGAGAUAAUUUCAAAAAUGGCUGCGAGGAACAUUUUGUGCAUGUUUGGGAUUAUUGUAUACAUAAUAGGUAAUGCCGAUGCAGCGUGUACUUACACAUUUUCUGGUAGCGGAACACAAAUCUAUACCUGUCAUGAGUACUACAGCUUGUCAGCGGGUGCAAUAGCGGGGGCGGUGAUUGGUUCUCUUACAUGCCUCGCCCUCAUCAUUUACUGUAUUGCAUUCUGUUGUUGGAGAAUCAGGAAGAGUUCCGAAGGUUCAAAGACACCCGGAACAAUCCAGAAUCCAUCCAAUGUUAGCGUGGUAUCUGGUGGAACAGGCGAAUUUUCAAAUCAAGUGAUGCAGAAUCCAAAUCAACAAAAUUACCAAAUGGCAUCUCAUGGUGGCUCCCAUACAUUGCGCAUGCACACCGGAUAUGAUCAGUGAUAAAUACUAUAAUUUGCUUGCUGCAAUUUUUAACUUCGUGUUUUAAUACCUAUUGUUUUUUUUUUAAAAAGAUGGAUUUAAAUUAUCUUUUGUAUUUUUGCCCUAUUCGUAUAUGCAUUUAAAGUUCUUAAAUUUAUAAAUGAUAUACGUAAUUAAUAAUCGCUGAAAAAAAAAAUGGAUUAUUUAUUUUUUUUUUGCAAUUUUUUUUUUGGACAAGAGGUCGGUUCACUUUAUGCAUAAAAUGGUCCUGUAGAUAUACCGCUUGAUUGAUCAACACUUGAUUUGCCAUUUGAAGCAUUAAAAUAAAAUGGAAACUUUCAUAUUCAAUAAAAAAUUUCUCCUACAAAUCCAGACCUUGGAGAACUGGCUUUAUGAAAUUACAAUGUUCUUAAAUUUUUAGGUAAACAGGUAUAAUUGAGUACUUUCAGUGAAGAAAAAUAAUAUGACCGCACUCUCUGAUCUAAAAAAUAAAAUAUGUC
This is a messenger RNA of Saccostrea cuccullata (small rock oyster), 956 nucleotides long. RefSeq lists its product as uncharacterized. The transcript is spliced from 4 exons. The record is from RefSeq and is a predicted model, not a curated record. The coding region runs from base 70 to 477 and encodes 135 amino acids. Lineage: Eukaryota; Metazoa; Mollusca; Bivalvia; Ostreida; Ostreidae.